GUUCCGACCAUCUGGAUGACAGAUACACAGUGGGUGUGGUUCUUUACUAACUUCUUGGUUCACUAAUGACUGCCACGCUAUACUGCAACAGAUGCAAAAUUGUCUACGUCGUAUGUGUUUGGACGGGUGUUGUGGUAUUUGCGAUGCUGUGGGUCAUCAUCAUCACUCGGUUGCAUGCGAUGUAUCAAGGAUCCAGAAAGAUCCUGAUGUUUCUCAUUGUCACCUUCCUGGCUGUCAACACUCUCGAUGCAGUGGUCGCCAUAAUGACAACGAUGCAUACUUCAGGGGAGGAACUCAUUCUCUACGGUACUUAUCGGUGCCAGAUUAACUAUACGGAAGAUGUCGUAUUUAUAAUUGCCAUUGCUUGGAUACUCACCACCGUGUGGGAGGCCAUCGCACUAUGUCUCGCAGCCCGGAUUGUGGUGAAACACUUCCGUGAAUUGCGAAAACAUUCGACAGGAGGGAUUAUCGAGGACUGUUUCACGGUGUUGAUGAAAACUCACGUCGUUUACUUUGCGAGCUUUGUUACUGUUUCUUGCUUCCAGCUCAUUCUUGGUUUCUAUCCAACAUUCAUCACAAGCAAUUCCCUGCCCUCUCAGAUUAUUUCUGGGUUUCUUCAGAUUUCGCAGGUCGUGCAGCUGUCUGUGUUGGGACCGCGCCUGAUCCUUGGUGUUCGAGAAUACCACGCUAAGCUCGUGGCCGAUUCUGACGUAGCAACUGGUAUGACCUCAAUCGCUUUCCAGGAGCGAGUGGAAAUAUCGACUGGAAGUGGUGUGUGA
Suillus fuscotomentosus is the source of this 779-nucleotide messenger RNA. RefSeq lists its product as uncharacterized. The coding region runs from base 66 to 779 and encodes 237 amino acids. The record is from RefSeq and is a predicted model, not a curated record. The transcript has 7 exons. NCBI's taxonomy places the organism in Eukaryota, Fungi, Basidiomycota, Agaricomycetes, Boletales, Suillaceae.